Molecule: messenger RNA, 3516 nt
Organism: Corythoichthys intestinalis (scribbled pipefish)
Lineage: Eukaryota; Metazoa; Chordata; Actinopteri; Syngnathiformes; Syngnathidae
Exons: 6
Coding region: 1403-2479 (358 amino acids)
Molecular function (GO): oxidoreductase activity, acting on the CH-OH group of donors, NAD or NADP as acceptor; NAD binding
Source: RefSeq, a predicted model, not a curated record
AAAAAAAAAAAAAAAAAAAAAAAAAAAAAAAGGAGUUAGAAUCUCAAAUGAUGGCAUUUAGACCACCAUAGGGGAUAGUUUUUGAUUUGGUCUAGAUAAUUGGGGUAUCACACAAGCUGAUGUAACUUGGGAAUGAUAACAUGUACUGGGUAUUCAUAAUGCACUUUGAGUAGUAGCUAUGAGUGAUAUAGCCAUGCUUACAAUUGCAAUUGUGGGCAUGGCUAGAGGGGGUUAAGUGGGCCAAGAUAACACCAACAUUAUUACUGAAAGUUAAUAUGGAUGCGGACAACUGUAAAUUUUUAUUGACCUGUACAGUCUGUUCAACUCUAAACAUACAGUUCUUAGGCCCAACAAACAGUAAAUUAUUAUAAACAUAAUACUAUUCAUAAUCUCACUUAGCUUUAAUAGCACGACAUAUUUUAGGAGCACGCAGAGGCCAUUACAACGAUCUAAAGUUUUCCCUGACCACAUUGUUUCCCAAAAGAUUUCAAGGUUUAAGGAUAAUAAUCUGCCACAUCACAUGUUGGAGUUUUGAGACUGGUGCGGUUGGGACGUUUCAGGUGGUAAGGUUACAAAUAGGCCCAGUUAUGAUAAGUAAGUAUGACAAAUUGUCUAUUCUUAAGUUUAUCCUUAUUUCUGUUUAUCGAUCCCCUGAAACACCAGAUGUGUAUGUUGACAGGAUGGGAGGACAUUCGCCCUGAACGCUAGCAGGGCUGGGACUGGGUGUGACAAGCGGAGCCAUCGCACCGGCACACGGACCACCGGUUGCGCGGGUGGGAGAAGGGAUCGCCAAUGGUUGGAGGAUCAAAGGUUUGAUUCCAGACCCCACCUAUUCCCUCAGGGCUGUGACCGCGGUACCGCACGAGCCGUGAGCUGGUGGCUGUGUGAGAACAGGUGCUCACAAAAUAAUGGUUCAUCGCCAAGGGACAGCCGUCACGACUGUCCCCACGGUUUUAUACUCACCCCAGCUGACGAUGCUGUGUUUCGUCGGGGUGAAUGUUUUCCGGUCUUUUUGAAUUUGAGAAAGUAUUUAAAUGUUAGAGAGAUUACCGUGCCUCAGACGUCUCGACAAGCAUUAGGUAAAAACUAAAACAUGUGAGUACGUGACAUAUUUUAAGUACACCACAUAGUCCCAGAUGUAUUUGAUUAAGAUUCUUUACUUUUAUUAUUUUAUUUUCACUUUCUAAUGAUUAACUUUCCUGUAGGUACCGCAUUAUAUUUUAGACACCUUAAGCUCAUUUUUUGUGUUCUACACAAAGGCAAAGUCGUUCUAUGCUUUAAUUAGGGAGUGUUUUAAAAUAUGUUGGAGGCUCUGUAUUCUUUUGAGUUGAACAGAUUACAGCUACACUAGGAUCCACUAACAAGAACAAAUUUAAUUAGUUAUAAAUUACCUGCGGCAGCCAUGCUGAGUCAUUUUGUCCGAAGUUAUAGAAGAUUGUGGAGACCUGUGAAAGCGUCGUGGACUCUUCAAGUAAACGGCAGGCAUCAACACCAUAAGGCAAUGGACGGCGACAAACCGUGGGCUCUGAUCUCCGAGGUGGGUGAGCAGGGCAUCCUGGAGCAGGCCAUAGAUAUACUGAGGCAACACUUCCAAAUCGUCAACCACCGUGACUUUCUGAAGGACCCGGGUCUUUACGGCCCCAAAAUCCAGGUCCUGUUCAGUUGGAUACAGCGCCCGAAGGCCACGCCGGCACUGCUCAAGUCUCUCCCGGCGCUCAAGGUGGUCGCCAGCGGAGGGGCGGGAUACGACCACCUGGAUUUACCCAACAUCACCCGCUUGGGGGUGAGAGUGGCCAACACGCCAGGGGUGGUCAGUGAUUCCACGGCGGAUAUGGCCAUGGCGCUCCUUCUCGCGUCAGCACGCAACAUUGUUGAAGGUCACCAACUCAUGAUGGACCCCAAGACCACCGUCUUGCCGCAGUGGCUAGGGGGCGUCGAGGUCUCAGGGUCCUCUCUGGGGAUUGUCGGAAUGGGAAAGAUCGGGUACAAAAUCGCUCAACGGGCUAAAGGAUUUGACAUGAGGAUUCUGUAUUAUAACAGAAGCAGAAGGAGUAUUGAGGACGAGCAGACACUGGGCGCUACUUAUUGCGAGAACCUAGCCGACUUGCUGGGCCAAUCCGAUUUUGUGGUACUAUCCGUGUGCCUGACGCCUGAGACCACCGGCCUCAUCAGUGCCAAGGAGCUGGCCCUCAUGAAGCCCAGCGGCACGCUGGUCAACAUCAGCAGAGGUCCAGUCGUGGACCAGGACGCAUUGGUUGAGGCUCUGCAGGCCAGGACCAUACGGGCCGCUGCAUUGGACGUGACUUAUCCUGAACCUUUGCCAAGGGAUCAUCCUCUCCUCGGUCUUCCCAAUGUGCUCAUUACCCCUCAUUUUGGCACCAGCACCAUCACCACCAUAAGGAGGAUGGUGCAAAAGAUGGUUGACAACGCCCUGGCAGCCAUUAAAGGAGAAAAAAUGCCUGAUGAACUAAAAUGUUGAUUAAUAAUCAUAAAUAUUUUGAUUGCAGUUUCCCGUUGUGGGCAUUUAAAUAGAAAAUUAAAAUGGUUAUGUCAUAUUGCAUACCAUACUUACCGUAAUUUUUGGACUGUAGGGCCUCCCCCCACCAAAUUUGACACGAAAAUAGCAUUUGUUAUUUGGUAAGCCGCACUGGGCUAUAAGCUGCCACUGUCCUCAUUGUAUCAUGGGAUAUUUGCAACAAAAGAUAUUAACCAGUGACACUUUAUUUGACAGCGGCAUAAUAAGACUGUCAUAAGACCAAAUGAACCACAAUGAAGCUUUGAACCAAUUGGCUGCAAUGCUUCAUUUGGCCAUCACUGCUCCCUUGGGGAAGACAGUCAACCUCUGCUGCCACCUGUUGUCAACACUGUUGUUGUCCAACAUGCCUCCGAGAAUGCAUUGCAGCGUUACAAAUGUAAAUAACAAUCAAAAUUCAUGUUCUGUGCUAAUAAUUUCUUCAGUUACUCGUCCAGUUGUUUCAUUAAUCGCUAGCUCUGGUUUUCUUUAACUUUAUUGUGGUGCCAUAAAACUGUCAUAAGACCAUCCUAGUUAUGAUAUAACACUGCCAUGAGCAUUAAUGAAUGCAUAUGACAUAUGUCAUUUUGUGUCAUCCGGCAUUUUUGUCAUUUUUGAAAGAUGUAAAAGAUCCGAGCAGGACAUAAAAGGAGUUAGUGACAUUAUUUGCCGGAUGAUACUUAAUGACAUCUGUCAUAAGCAUUCAUGAAUGCUCAAGAUACUGUCAUUUCAUAAUUAUAACGGUUUUAUGGCAGUCUUAUUACGCCGCCGUCAAAGUAUUACGCGUUAACCCAAAUAAAUCAACAAAUAAGCCGUUCUGGACUAGAAGCGGCGGGUUUCAAAUUGAGGGGGGGGGGGGGGUAGCUGCUUAUAGUCCGAAAAUUACAGUAAUCAUUAAGUUACAUUAGAUUUAAUAAACCACAUCAUACAUCAUUUCAUACACUCCUCUAAUACAGACCAUACAUGGUUAGUGUGGCUAUUAAUAAGACCAAUGUUUUACUGAC